Solea senegalensis (Senegalese sole) is the source of this 1613-nucleotide messenger RNA. RefSeq names its product zinc finger protein ZFMSA12A-like. Gene Ontology annotation, cellular component: nucleus. Gene Ontology annotation, molecular function: DNA-binding transcription activator activity, RNA polymerase II-specific; RNA polymerase II cis-regulatory region sequence-specific DNA binding. NCBI's taxonomy places the organism in Eukaryota, Metazoa, Chordata, Actinopteri, Pleuronectiformes, Soleidae. Gene Ontology annotation, biological process: regulation of transcription by RNA polymerase II. The record is from RefSeq and is a predicted model, not a curated record.
AAAUGCACUCACUGUGGGAAGUGCUUCAUUUACCUUUUUGAGCUCAUGGACCAUCAGAGACUCCACAUAGGAGAAAACCCUUACAAGUCCUCUCAGUGUGGAAAGGCCUUCAGGAGGUCAAAUGACCUGUGCCAUCACUGAGGAACACGAUGCAAAAAUGCAGCUUAUAUUUGCAUCAACUGUGGAGGUAGCUUUCAGUCAAUACAGGACAGAUAUAGACACAGGUGUGCUCACGUUGUCCAAGAGUUUGUCUGUUCUCACUGUGAAAAAAGCUUUAAACAGAGGUAUUUGCUGGUAAAGCACGAGCGGACUCACACCCAGGACCGCAUUUUCAAACACUGCAGUGAGGUGUAUCCCAGUAUGAAGAGUCAUCCCCCGGAGCUGUCCAAUCAGUGCUUGCUGUGUGGGGAAUCUUUCAGCUGUGUUGCGUUGUUGGCAGCUCACGAGCUGCAGCACAGACAACAGCAAACCAAGAUUUGUGUGCACGGUGGCAAAGCUUUUAAGAGCAAAACUGACCUAAAUAUACACAUGUGCAGCCACACAGGUGAGAGGCCUUUUCAGUGCACACAUUGUGGAAAAUGUUUCUCUGCAUUAGGAAACCUGAAUGUGCAUAUUCGACUUCACACUGGAGAGAAACCAUACCUGUGCACUGACUGUGGAAAGGCGUUUAUUUCAGCAGGCGAGUUGCUGAUACACAGGCGCAGCCACAUGGGGGAAAAGCCCUACAAAUGCACAGUAUGUGACUGAAGGUUCAUCAAGGCGAGUAAAGUGACACUUCAUAUGCGAGUCCACACUGGGGAGCGCCCGUAUGUCUGUGCUGAAUGUGGGAAAGGUUUUUUACGUGGCAGUGAACAACAUGCCAUGAACCACACGGGGGUUAGACCUUACACCUGUCAGUUCUGUGCAAAGACUUACACACAUCCUAAUCACCUGAGGAGACACUUAAAAACUCACAGUGUUGUCCAGAGCCAGUCUGUCUGAUUCCCUUUAAUAGCUACACUAUUGUCGUGUGGCCUAGUACUAACUGCAGCGUUGAUUUUACUCUCAGUUGUAGUCCAUGCUGCAGAAAUGCUUCUUUGUGUUGCAUGUUUCUGAUAUGUAACUGCUGCAAAACGGCUUCUUUUUUUUAACCAGGGAUCACUUUGGUUGUUGUCGUUAAAAAUAUACCUCAAAACUAUAUAUUUUUCUCCUUCUGUAUUGGUUGCCUGUUUGUAUUAUUAUUCAGCAGUUCCUUUUCUGUUGAUUAAUACACUUUGCUUUUAUCAUUUUUCCAAAGCAGCCCAUUUGUUGCAUCCACAUCAGAAUUUCUAACAUGAUCCUCUAUUUUGAUAGGUUCUGAAUUAUUAUUAUUUUACCAAGAAUAUAAAUGACACAUUGGCUGAAAGAAAGCUUUGUACUAUUAUAAUCUUGAAAAAUAAAAAUACGAUUGUUUCUCUAACUUGUUUUUAAACGUAAUUCUUUGCCAUAAAUAUGUUAUAAACACCUGUAUUUGACAUUAAAUCAUAUGACGUGAGCGAGUAUACGUCACAUUUCAAGCUACAAGAUUUUGGUUUUCGGUUUGUUUGGAGAGGCGGUGCAUCUUAUUUUGGCAUCAAUGUGAACCGGAGUAGAUG